GGGAUCAUUCAGUCCCAAGACUUCUUGGGAAUAAAACUCAUUCAGUUCACAUGGAGUGCUGAGGGUGGUGGGCUGAGUGGGGGGAGAUGAGGUGCUGUUGGGAAGGGGAGAGAGCUGAGAUAUGAGGUGGGGGGUGGUUCUGGCACAUUGAAGGGACUGAGACACCAGAAAGAAAUAGAAGAUUACAGAUCCAACAAAGUCCCUGAAACGAAGUUUGAUCAAGAUUAUCAAAGACGGACAGACACCAGUGAGGAAUGAGCCAUGGCAACGAAAGGUUUAGGACUCGUAGCGCUGCUGGCGAUUGUGAGCGUGUCUUACGUGAACGCAGAGAAACCGCACACCUCCCCCUUCCGGUUCACCCACGACGUGUACGACACCACGAUCUACGAGAACUCCAGUCCCAAGACGUACGUGGAGAGCGGGGUGAAAAUGGGCAUCUGGACUAUGGAGCCCACCGGGAACGAGAAUAUCAAAUACCAAAUUGUGUCGCAAGACAGUGCCAGCAUAUUCAAAGCCGAGGAGCACUCAGUGGGUGAUUUCUGCUUCUUGCGCGUAAGGAUCAGGAAUUCCAACAUGCCGUCCCUGAACCGAGAGGUCAAGGACCAGUAUCUGCUGACGGUCCAGGCCUCCGACGGGACAAACCGCCACGAAGCGUGGACCAAAGUGGUGGUGCACGUCCUCGAUAUGAACGACUUGCGCCCGCUCUUUUCUCCGGUCUCCUACACCGCCUCCGUCGGGGAGGAUACGCCGCUCAGGUCCAGCGUGGCCAAGGUCACCGCGACCGACGCGGACAUUGGCAGCAACGGGGAGUUUUACUACGCCUUCAAACACAGGACCGACACCUUUGCCAUCCAUCCGACCAGCGGCGUGGUCACUCUGGCUGGGAGCUUGAAUCUCACCACCGCCAGGCAGCACAAGCUGGAGAUUUUGGCAGUGGAUCGUAUGAUGAAGCUUCACGGAGGACGUGGGGUGGGCAGCACGUCCAAACUGACCGUCAACGUGGAGCAGGGACGCCAGGAGUUGCCGGAGAUCUUAACGGUGCAUUCGGUCCCACCCGGGGAAAGUCCAAGUUCCACGCUCGCUCUCAUCAUGACCAAGGAAGGAGUGGAUCAGGUGGACAUUGUCGAUGGAGAUCCGGCUGAUUAUUUCAAAGUGGUACAAACGUACCCAGGUAGUAAGGAGUUCAAGCUAAUAUCAUUGAAAGAUACAAAUUGGGCCAGUAACAAUCUUGGCUACAACUUGUCCCUACAAGCUAGGGUUAAAAGCAACCCAACUGCAAACUCACCAGUAAAAGUCAUUCAUGUACCAGCCAACCAGCCCAAAACCUUAACAUUUGCACAAGAUCUUUACGAGGUCAGAUUGAGUGAGAUCGCACCACCUAACAGUCCUGUUGUCCUAGUCGUGGCUCGACCGAAACAUCCGAACGUGAGAUAUCAUCUGGAGUCCGGUCACGACGGUGGGAGAUUUAGAAUAAAUCCUCAAACUGGUCUGAUUACCACCGCUGGUGAGUUGAAUCUCCUGGAGCAGUCUCGCUUUGAGUUGAAAGUGAAGACCGAUGCUCAAUUCGGGCGGAUCUCGGCUAGAGUCGUUAUCGACCUUGUGGACGCCAACAAUCACGCUCCAGAGUUCCCAGUGUCCUUGUACCAGGGAAACGUCGACGAGAAUGUUCCGAUUGGAACGAGCAUCUUAACGGUCAAAGCGAUUGACAAAGAUCAAGGUGACAAUGGACAUGUGUCCUACAGCAUUGCCAAUGCAGGCUCGAUUCCCUUCAACAUUGAGCCUUUCACAGGAACCAUCAUCACGUCCAAGGAACUAGACUAUGAGCUCAUGCAGCGAGUGUACCAUCUGCAGGUUUGGGCUUCUGACUGGGGCUCACCAUUUGCCUACGAUUCAGAAGUGCCCGUCACAAUCUACUUGGAGAAUCUCAAUGACAACAACCCCAUGUUUGAGAACAACAAGUGCCGUGGGAAUAUCUCGAGAAGUCUCGGCGUUGGAGACUCGAUCACCACCGUGUCAGCCAUUGAUGCAGAUGAGCUCAAGGAGGUCAAAUACGAACUGCUGUCUGGCAACGAGAUGGAUUUUUUUCGACUGGAUCCAACCUCUGGGGUACUGGAACUAAAGCAACCCUUUCCUUACAGUCCUGUUGACGGGACAACAUCCUUCAACCUUAAACUCACAGCCAGAGAUGGGGAGAACUACGCCUCACCAAUCUACAUCAACCUCACGGUUAUUGACAGCCCCAAAAUGGUCAGCAUGUAUUGUGAAGACACCGGUGCCAUCAAAUCCUUAGCAGAGAGUUUGUUGCUAUCUGUGAAGCCACACAGUCAACCCCAGGAAGAGGAUUUGUUCUCUUACGCCCACAUCAUCAACGCUCACACUCCGCAGUUUGAUGCCGACUUUCCGACCUCCAUCAGCGUGAGAGAGAACGUGCCAGUGAACUCCACCGUCCUGUACAUAAACGUCACUGACCCGGACUCCGGCUUCAACGGCAAGUUGAUCUACGUCAUCUCGAGCGGCAACGAGGACAGCUGUUUCGUGGCAGAGAUGGAGACGGGACGGCUGAAAGUGGCGCUGCCCUUGGAUUACGAAACCACGCGACUUUACACUUUGAACGUGACGGUGUACGACUUGGGGAAGCCUCAGAAGUCUUCUUGGCGGCCGCUGGAAGUGCACGUUUUGGACUCGAACGAUAACAAGCCGGUCUUUGCCCAAGAUGGCUAUUGGGCAACGGUGCGCGAGGACGCAGUGCUGGGCACCAGCGUAGCCCAGCCGAAGGCGGAAGACCAGGACGAGGGAGGGAACGGACGAGUGAAAUACUCACUCCUCACCGACACCGACACCUUCGCAAUCGACGAGAUCUCGGGCACUGUGCUCGUCACCGGCAAAUUAGAUCGGGAGCUUUGCCCGGUCCAUUUCCUGAAAGUCGAAGCCAAAGAUCAGUCGGCGCAGGACGCCCAGCUGUCCUCAGUUGUCGAUCUGAUAGUAGCCUUGGAGGACGUCAACGAUAAUCCUCCUCGGUUCGUCCCGUACUACACGGCCAAAGUGCCCGAAGAUGUACCGGUCGGAACUGUCAUCGUCUGGCUUGAGGCUUACGACCCAGAUUUGGGUCUCGGAGGCCAAGUGAACUACAGCCUAAUGGAUAACAGCGACAGCACGUUCAGGGUUGAUAAAGUGACGGGCGCCGUGCGUGUCAACAAGCAGCUCGACUUUGAGCGUCGCGAUCUCUACAAUCUGACGGCUCGUGCCGUCGAUGGCGGAAAGCCCCAGUCUCUGAGCUCCAAGUGUUACGUGGCGAUCGAAGUGCUGGAUGUGAAUGAGAAUCUGCAUCCCCCCCGCUUCCCUUCCUUUGUGAUCCAGGGAUCGGUCAGUGAAGACGCUCCCGUGGGGACAUCAGUCGUCACACUGACUGCUCAGGAUGGCGACCCGGGGAAGGACGGGGAGAUUCGCUAUCUGAUUAAGGGAGGAUCUGGUCUCGGAGUCUUCUCCAUCAACGAAAAAACAGGAGUAAUGCAGACUACAAUGAUUCUUGACCGAGAAACAGUUCCUCACUACUGGCUGACAGUCCACGCUACAGAUUCAGGGCUCUUCCCUACAGUCGCCUCAACAGAGGUUUUCAUCAGUAUCACAGAUGUUAACGAUAAUCCUCCUCAGACCACAGAGCCAGUUUAUUACACGUCCAUCACAGAAAACUCCCCAAAGGGUCAGUCUGUUCUUCGCAUUGAAGCUCACGACCCUGAUUCCAGCUCAGAAGGUCAUCUGUCCUUCAGCAUCUCCAGUGAAAGCCCAAGAGGAUUCUUUGCUAUCGAUCCCAAGACAGGGCUGAUCACCACCACCUCACACAGAGUGGACCGGGAGAAGAGAGACGAACACAUCCUUGAGGUGACCGUUAAGGACAAUGGUGAUCCUCCAAGACAGUCCAGAACAAAGGUAAUGGUGGGGGUUGUCGAUGAGAAUGACAAUGCCCCGAGGUUCCCGGAGGUCCUGUACAAUGUCCGCCUGCCUGAACGCAACAGCGCCGCACAGCCUGAGGCCAUCUACAGAGUGAUCGCAUCCGACCGAGAUGUCGGUCCCAAUGGAGACAUCACCUACAGCAUUGAGGAUCCUCCAGAGGAAGGAAAAUUCUACAUCAAUCCAAAGUCCGCCAUGGUGUCAUCCACCAGGGCGUUCACAGCUGGCGACUACGACAUCCUAACAAUCCGUGCCUCCGACAAUGGGAAUCCCCAGAAAUCGACGACGGUCCGUCUGCACAUCGAGUGGAUUGAGACACCAGCACCAUCCACUGAGCCUCUCCUCUUCGAUGAACCUCACUUUACCUUCGCAGUGAUGGAGACAGAUCCCGUGAACCACAUGGUUGGUGUGACCAGCACGGAACUCACCAAAAGCCAGCUCUGGUUCGAUAUUAUCGGUGGAAACAACAAUGAGGAGUUUGAAAUAGAGAAAAACACAGGCUCCAUCACCAUCGCCAAACCACUGAACGCAAGCCUGAUGUCCAACUAUAACCUGACGGUCAAAGUCACAGAUGGAACAAAUGCGGUCACAACUCAGGCCUACAUCAAAGUGAUCGACAUCAAUGAUCAUCGGCCCCAGUUCUCAGCCAGAGAAUAUGAGGUCAGGAUCCCUGAAGACAUUGCGCCUCCCGCAGAGAUCCUGAGAGUCAAGGCCCACGAUAAAGAUGGCAGGAACAAGCUGAUCUACACCAUCCAGAGCAGCGUUGAUGAUGCCAGCCUGAAGCUGUUUCACCUGGAUCCCACCAGCGGAGCUCUCCUCACCACUGACUGGCUGGACUAUGAAUCGAUUCGCCUGCACACACUCACUGCUAUGGUUCGGGAUCAGGAAAUUCCAGUUAAACGCAACUUUGUACGGAUCAAUAUCAUUGUGGAGGACUCCAAUGACUACCCACCCAAGUUUAUUCAGCACAGCUACAAAGCAAGUGUGGCCGAAUCAACAGACAUCGGAUCUGAAGUCCUGCAAGUCAUCGCGACGGACAGUGACACAGGAGUCAACGCAGAGAUUGUGUACUCCAUCCAGUCAGGUAACAGUGGAAAUAUGUUCGCCAUUGACCCUGUUUCGGGCAAGAUAACAGUGACUAAGGAGAUGGACCAGGCAGUUAAAGGGACUUACAACCUGACAGUGAAAGCUGAGGACCGGGGUUUCCCUCAGCUCAGUACGGUGACCAGUGCCUACAUCGUCGUCCUGGUUUCCGACAACUCUCCACCCAGGUUUCUAAUGAGCGAAUAUUACGCGGAAAUCAGCGAGGCCAUCAGCACUGGGUCUUCUGUGGUCACGGUAACCGCCACCAGUCAGUCAGCUGUGACGUACGAAAUCAAGGACGGAAACACGGAUCAGGCCUUCCGCAUCAACCCGUACUCCGGUCUGGUAUCUGUUCACAAGGCUCUGGAUUUCGAGACCAUCGCGGCUUACAGACUGACGGUUCAAGGCGCGAACAUGGCCGGCCUGUCUUCCAGCCUAACGGUUUUCAUAGACGUGAUCGACGAGAACGACAACGCGCCGGUCUUCGUUCAGUCACGGUACGUCGGGAGAAUCAACGAGAAUUCCCCCGUCAACAGCGUGGUGUUGAGCAACGGACACACUCCUCUGGUCAUCGAAGCCCAGGACCGGGAUAGAGACGCCAACGCGCUGCUGGUCUAUCAGAUUGUUGAGCCCGAGGCGCAGAAGUACUUCACCAUUGACCCAAGCAUGGGGACCCUCAGCACAGCCUCCCCCAUCGAUCGAGAGACCCACCCCGUGUUUCACCUCACCGUGCAGGUGCGCGACAGCGGUCGGCCAAGACGCUACGCGACGGAGGUGGCGAAUGUCACCGUCAUGGUGACGGACGUCAACGACUGUCCUCCCAGGUUCGAGAAAGACGUUUACGAGACCACGCUGCUCGUGCCGGCUCAUGACGGCACCCGAGUGUUGACGGUCAAAGCGGAAGACGCCGACUCUCCCGGCUUCUCCAACGUCACGUACAGCAUCCUGGAAGGGAACGGCAAGGAUGCCUUCACCGUGGGCGCUGCCAGCGGACUCAUAUCCGUCAACGACGCUUCCAGGCUGGAAAGCCACCACGAACUGACAGUCAGAGCCACCGACGGGAUGUACAAAAGCUCGGCGGUGGUGAAAAUAAACACCGUCGAGUUGCCGGAGACCGGCCUGAGGUUUGCCCUGGGCUCACAGUCGCUCUCCGUCUCGGAAGACUCCAGGUCCAUGGAGACUUUAGGCGUGGUGAAAGCCUCCGGGAAUCAGCUGAACGAGCCCCUCUUUUACUCCGUGCUGAACCCGGAUGCCAAGUUCAAGGUGGUCCGCACCUCGGGCGCUUUUCAGACGACGGGAGUGCCUUGCGAUCGGGAGGAGGUGGCGGAGUUUGAAUUUGUGGUGGAGGCGAGAGACGCGCGGAGCCCACCCAGAGUUGCCCGUACUCUGGUGAAGGUCUCGGUGGAGGACGUCAACGACAACCCGCCGGUGUUUGUCAACUUGCCCUACGUGACCACGGUGCCAGAAGACGCCGAGCCCGGUGACGUGCUCUUCCAAGUGAGCGCCGUGGACAAAGACGCCGGGGACAAUGCGGUCAUCCAUUACAGCCUCGCCAACAGUUACAGGCACUUCUGGAUGGAUCCCUACCUCGGCGACAUUUCGCUCAGUGAGCAUUUGGGUCCUGACGCGCUCGAUAAGUACGUGCUGACGGUUACAGCUCAAGACAGAGGAUCACCUCCGCUUUUUGUCCAGACCGAAGUGGUCAUCACAGUGAGGGACAAAAGCACGCCCGUGUUCGAGAAGAUGUAUUACAGGGUGCGCGUGGCUGAGAACAUUUCCCCCUACACCCCGAUCCUCCACGUUCACGCCAUCAGUCCGUCAGGAUUCCGCGUGAUUUAUAACAUUGUCACUGAAAAUGCCCUCAGGCUGUUUGCCAUCGAGUUCAAGGCCGGCGUUUUGAGCGUCGUCGACGCGCUGGAUUACGAGAGCCAGACCCAACACGUGGUGACGGUGAGGGCCACGGAUUCCAUGACCGGAUCCUCGGCGGAAGCGGUGGUUGAGAUCGAAGUCCAAGACGUGAACGACAACCCUCCCAUUUUUACAGCACGGGCGUACGGGGCAGUGCUGUCCGAAGCUUCGAUCGUCGGCACCUCCGUGGCACAAGUCAAAGCCACCGACGCGGAUUCCGGGCGGAACAAAGCCAUCAGUUAUCAGUUCGUGGCCAACGAGUACAGCAGAUUGGAGUACUUCUACAUCGACUCCAACAGCGGUCUGGUCACAACAGCACGAGCUCUCGACCACGAGAAGAUCCAACAUUAUGCUCUCGUGGUCAGGGCUGUGGACAACGGCAUUCCUCCAUUGAGCAGUGACGUCCUGUUGAAUGUCAACGUCUCAGACUUCAACGACAACCCGCCCAUGUUUCAGCAGGACCAGUACGCGACCACCAUAAGCGAGGUGGCCACAUGCGGGCACUUUGUCAUACGGGUUCAGGCGAGUGACGCCGACAGUAUGGACAUCAAUAACCUGGAGUACGUCAUCCUGGAGGGGAACGAGCAGAGGCACUUCACCAUCGGGACGAAAUCCGGGAUCAUUUCCGUGUCGAACUCCUGCAAGAAAAUCCUGAGGUCGAACUACCACCUGAACGUGUCGGUCUCUGACCGCGUGUACAGGCGAUCGAUUCCCGUCCGGAUCAAUACCUCCCAGACCAACAAGUACGCCCCCGUGUUCGAUCAGAGCGUGUACGAGGUCGAACUCCCGGAGAACGCCGAGGUGGGCACUCAUGUGAUUGAGCUCCUGGCCGUGGACCCGGACGCAGGUCCCUACGGCAGCAUAGACUACACAAUCAUUAACAAGUUGGCCAGAGAAAAGUUUAGCAUCGACGGGAAGGGACGCAUUUUGACGUCUCAGAAGCUGGACCGGGAGAAUUCGACGGAGAGGGUCAUCGCCAUCAAGGUGAUGGCAAAGGACAGGGGAGGCAAAGUGGAUUUCUGCACCGUGAACAUCAUCCUGACGGACAAGAACGACAACGCACCUCAGUUCCAAGCCGCCGAGUACAACAUCCACAUCCCCGCCAACACUUUCAAGGGAGCCCCGGUGAUCCAGAUAGUGGCCAUCGACGCCGACGAGGGGAUCAAUGCGGACGUCGUGUACUCAGUGGCCUCCAGCGAGGCCAACGCCGAGGAAAUCUUGGACAUCAACCCUGUUACCGGCUUCAUCACCAUUAAGGAGAGUCUGGUCGGGCUGGAGAACAGUUCGUUUACUUAUCACGUCAAAGCCCAGGACGGAGGCUUCCCUCAGCGGGAUUCCUGCGUCCCUGUGCGGGUCAAGGUCAUCCCUCCUGAGCUCUCCAUCCCACGUUUCUCUGAGCCGCUCUACUCCUUCUCAGCCUCUGAGGAUCUCCCGACCGGCUCGGAAAUCGGAGUGAUUAAGGCCGAGGCUGAUCAGCCGGUUAUCUACAGUCUGGUGAGGGGCAACACAGCCGAGAGCAACAAGGGAGGAGUCUUUGCCCUGGACCAGAAGACGGGCACCUUAAAGAUCGAGAGGAGCAUCGACCACGAGAAGACCAAAUGGUACCAGAUCGAUGUCAUCGCCACCUGUUCCUACAAGGAGGUUGAAGUGGCCUCUUCUGUGUCCAUCAAUAUCCAGGUCAAAGACGUCAACGAUAACCAUCCGGUUUUCGAGGCCAAUCCUUACAAAGCUUUCAUUCCGGAGAACCUGCCGGCGGGAACCACGGUUAUCCAGGUGACAGCCAACGACCAGGACACCGGGACCAACGGGCACGUAAGCUACCGGCUGUCCAACGAGUUCGAUCACGUGACGGACAUUUUCGCCAUCGAUGGAGAGCGAGGCUGGCUCACCACCCUGAGGGAGCUGGACUGCGAGGCAAAGGCUUUCUACAAGGUUGCCGUGGUGGCGGUCGAUCAUGGAGGGAGGGUCCAAUUGUCCUCGACGGCCGUGGUGGAGGUGGAAGUCAGCGACGAAAACGACAACCCCCCACAGUUCACGUCGGGCGUCUACAGAGGGACGGUCAGCGAGGACAGCGAGCCUGGGGAGACGGUGGCCUUUCUCACUAUGACGGAUGCUGAUAUGACAGACCCCAAUAGAUACGUCACCUGCUACAUUACAGGUGGAGAUCCUCUUGGGCAGUUCUCCAUUGACCAAGUUCCAAACCAGUGGAGAGUUUAUGUCAGUGAAGCCCUGGACCGAGAGGAGAAAGAGAAAUACAUUUUAAACAUCACGGCCACCGAUGGCAAGUUUCUGGCUGAAUCUGUAGUUGAGGUUUUCAUCCUUGAUGUUAACGAUAACAGCCCUCAGUGCCAACAGCUGACAUACACCGAGGCCAUCUCGGAGGGGGCGCCUUCGGGACAGUUUAUUGUGAAGGUUUCUGCAAAGGACUCAGACGCGGGCAUCAACGCUCAGAUCUCUUACACUCUGCUCGGGCCCGCCACAGGCGAGUUCAGGCUCGACCCACAGACAGGGGAACUGACCACAUUUGCCCCUUUGGACCGGGAGAGCCAGGCUGUGUACAAUCUGGUGGCUAAAGCAUCCGAUGGGAGUGGACAGUAUUGCGAGAUGGACAUUGUUCUCGUGCUGGAGGACAUCAAUGACAACCCGCCCAAAUUCUCGGCCCCUCAAUACUCAGUCUCCAUCUUUGAUAACACGACGAUUAAGACUCCAGUGGCUGUUGUUCAUGCCAGGGAUCCAGAUGUUGGUCUCAAUUCAGAACUCACCUAUUCCUUAGCAGACUCCGCCAAUGGUUUUUUCUCCAUCGACGAGCACUCUGGGGUUGUCUAUCUGGCAAAGGCUUUGCACGAUGAGCGGCAGGCAAACUUUGACCUGUUGGUGCGGGCCACGGAUCAAGGUUCCCCCCGGAGACUCUCCUCGUUGGUUCACUUGUUUGUCUCGGUCGUGGAUAUUGACAAGUUCGUCCCCGUGUUCCGGAAAAGGGAGUACGUUGCCACAGUUCCUGAGAGUGUGAGCAGCGGUUAUCAGAUACUGAGUGUGUCAGCACUGACAAAGGACAGGACCGACACAGCACAGAUCCUCUACUCUAUCUCGAAUGGCAACGAGCACAACAAGUUCUACAUAGAUCCCAAAACAGGAACUGUGUACCUGAAUGGGACCUUGGACUUUGAGACCUGUCGCGAGUACUAUCUGUCGGUGGAAGGGACCAGAGAAGGGAAGCCCUCGUUCAGUGACAGUACCACAGUGAUCAUCAAUGUUACAGACGUCAAUGAUAACCCACCUCGCUUCAGCCACCGCCUUUACAACGUGGAAAUCAGCGAAGACGCUACACUGGGAGCAUCGGUGAUAACAUUGAUGGCUGAUGACCGAGAUGGACCUCAGAACAACCUGAUACAUUAUUCAUUAGUCAAAGGCGACACAAGGCAGCAGUUCAGCUUGAACUCAAGGACUGGGGAGAUUUCGGUUUCACAACGUCUCGACCGAGAGAAGAUAUCCAGUUACUCGGUGACAGUCCGAGCGACUGACAACGGUGCUUUUCCUCUAUAUAGUGACACGGUUGUGAACAUCAAUGUUUCCGAUGUAAACGACAAUCCGCCAAUGUUCUUUCAGUUCAACUACAGUGUGGCUAUUCAGGAGAAUGAACCGAUUGGGCGCAGUGUGUUGCAGCUGUUGGUGUUCGACCGAGACUCUGCCUCCAAUGGGGCUCCUUUCCUGUUCACCAUCGCUGCCGGUAAUGAGGGGAACAACUUUCAAAUAGACCAUCAGGGCCUCCUGAAAACCUCCGCACGCCUUCGGCAGCAAACGAGAGAUCACUAUGUCCUGCAGAUCCAGGUGAUGGACAGUGGCUGGCCACCUCUCUCCUCCUCCUCCUUUGUCAGGAUCCAGGUGAUCGAGGAGAGCAGACACCCUCCCUCCGUCCUCUCCCUGAAGAUCUACAUCGUCACCUCCCGCGGCAACUUCCCCGGAGGUUUCAUCGGGAAAAUCCACGCCACGGACCGGGACCUCCACGACACGCUGACCUACAGCGCCGCACCCGGCUUCCUGGAAGGGGGGCUGUUUUCAGUUGGGAGCGCGGAUGGCGCAAUUCUGGCUCGGAGCGCGUUGGGAGCCGGGCGCUACCCUUUCAACGUGAGCGUGAGCGACCGCAGGUUCACCACCACUGCGGCUGCCGAGGUCCUCGUGGCCCGCGUGACUCAAGACGCCCUGGACCAUUGCGUGCUCCUGGAGAUCAGGCAGCUCACCCCGGAGAACUUCAUCAGCCAGCAUUGGCGUGGCUUCCAACGCUAUCUGAGCAACCUGCUAGCCGUGGACAGGAGCGACGUCGAGAUGGUCAGCCUCCAGCCCGUGCGAGGCUCUUCCAACCUCAACGUGCUCCUGGCGGUAAAAGAGUCGGAGAGGGCCUUUUAUCAGCCCGACCUGCUGCAGGCAAAGAUCUCCGGCUCGGCGGAUGGGCUGGAAAGGACGGAUGAUCUCCGGAUCGAGAGGGUAUCUCACCGGUGCUCCCACCACAACUGCUCGGCCAGACAGUGCCAAGCCAGGUUCCAACUGGACACAGCAGACAUGUUCACCUACACCACGCCCACCAUCAGCUUCAUCCUCCCCCGCCAUCGCCACAGUCAGGGCUGCCCGUGUGAUGGCACUGCCCAGAGGUUCACUGGCCGGAGCUACACCAAGUAUCAAUACCUGAACGAGGAGAAUCCCACGGACUCCACGUUCCGAUUCCGAAUGCAAACACGGCAGUCGGAGGCUUUGCUGAUGUUCACCAAUGGGACUGACUCCAGUCUCCUGGAGAUUUCCAAUGGGAGCCUGGUACUCGCGUACAGGUGCGGUGCCAGCAGCCAGACCUUGUUGUUGAAGAGCAUCCAGGUCAACGACGGAGCCUGGCACUCCGUCCUGGUGGAGGUGAAGGGGAGGUCUGCCAAGCUGGUGGUGGACACGACGCACAAGUCCUUCGCCACGCUGCACGAGUCGUGCCACAUCAAUGGAGCCGUGUUCUUCGGCGAUAGAGUUCAGGAGGGCAGCGAUGGUCUCAGCCAGACCCGGCCCCGGCCCCAGUCGGCCGGCGGGGGCUACAGGGGUUGCCUCGACCGCAUCGAAUUCCACAGCGACGACGUCUCAGCCGGAGAGAUUCCUAUUGUGGUUCGGGUGGUGGUCGACGAGUCGGUCAGAGUCCAGCCGUGCUGCCCCAAUAUAGGAGACUGCGCCAGCGCCACGUGUCAGAAUGGAGGAUCGUGUAUUGAGAUUUCACCGGGAGGUUAUUUUUGCGAGUGUGCGGAGAGCUUUACUGGCGCUCACUGUGAGCUGAGACCAGAUGCCUGUACCUCCCAGCCCUGUGUCAACGGUGGAACCUGCAUCCCACAGAGGACCAGCGACAACUGUAACUGUACAAAGGAUCCCCGGUGUGAAGAGAACCCGAGCCAAUGCAUAGAGAGGACCUGCCUGGAUAACAUCAACUGCAAGAACCCCCAACACUCAUUCAACUGCAGUUGCAUGCCCGGCUUCACGGGGACACUGUGCGAUCACAGUUUAGAGGGGCUGUUGCAGAGCACCCCACUGGUGAUCAGCUCCCAGGAGAUUAUAGAGAUCAUCAUGGCCGUGGUGGGCAUCUGUGUCCUGGUGGGCAUCUUUGUUGCCUUCCGCAAGCUGAGUUGCAAGCGGAAGGAGCGCCUGAAGGCCAAAGAUGGCAACAAGCUGUCCAAGGGGCACCCGGAGAGUAACGGGUACUGCGAUGCCCACAUCCCGCUCAACAUCCUGAGGGAUUACGACCUGGACAGGGAGUCGUACGACGGAAGGGAAGCACAGACCGGCCAAGACAUGAGCACCUUCAUCUCAACCAAGCAGAGAGAGAGAGCCACUGUCGUGUGCAGCGUGGCUCCCAAUCUGCCGCCUCCACCCCCGUCCAGCUCCGACAACGAGUCCAUCCCCAAGAGGCUCUGGGAAUACGAAUAUGAGGCGUACAGCGGUGAGGCAGUGACAUGGCCGCCUGAGUCACCGAGGAGAGUGGAGUUGGGCUGUUACGAGGUGAUGGAGGAGGAGCUGGGGCGGCCAGUGAACAACGAGGUGGAGGUUUACGAUGGUUUCCCCUUCCCCCUGGACCACCAGCAAACCCCCCGCAGCAAACGAGCCCCGCUCCCCCCGCACUACAGCGACCAGGCUCUGGCGGGCUUCGCUGACGAGGAGCCGGGGGCUUUGCUGCCCUCCCACUGCCAGAACGAAUACACGGCCAUCAGCUACUACCCGGCGGAGCUGCUCGAAGCCCACCUGCCUGGGGGUCCCGUGCCCCCCGGGUACAGAAAGGUCCACGUGCGUCUGAGCGUGGCUCAGCCGUCCUACGCCGAGUGCGGACCCAGACACUCGCCUCCUCUCGUCUUCCCCAACUGCUACGCGGACUCCGACCUGAUGGAGAGCGACUACGGGAGCUGUGAAGAGGUCAUGUUUUAACUGAAGGGGGAGCGGUUUGUUUGUUGCCCCCUCACCUCUCCUGACUCACUCACUCGCUCUCUCUCUCUUUCCGUGUGACUCCGAUGCCACCUUGCCCACGCUGGUGCCCACUGCAGUGCCAACAUCACACCCACGUUCCCAACUCCAGCUACUGUUGGACAGAACGAUUUUUUUUCUUUCGCACCAAUCUGGGGCAAGAGACUUUUUGAUUUACACAAACACACACGGACACACUUUUUCCCCAGACAGUUAAUCGCCCUCCAACAACGGGAGUCAGGAAAAGUUGGCAAGUCAGUGGGAAUGGGCUGGUGAUACGGAUUCCUCAGUAGGUGCGAGGGAAUCUCAAGGAGACCUGGUAUCCGAUCAGCCGUUGGGUGAGACGCCGGGAAAAAGGAAUUAUAUACAAGACUGUUGGCGUUUUGACAAUGUAACAAUGCAAUCGCGCAAACUCUAGUUACAGAGAUACAAUAUCUCAUCCCCUCGUUGGGACGGUUGGGAGAUGGACAAGAAUGUAAUCAAGCAAAACUGCCAUCCGAGCCCGUGGGAUAUUUCCAACCACUCGCUGGUUGCAAUGCGUCCGCGUCCGUACGUUUUUCUCUGAUACGGGCCGGGGUCAAA
Molecule: messenger RNA, 13995 nt
Organism: Callorhinchus milii (elephant shark)
Lineage: Eukaryota; Metazoa; Chordata; Chondrichthyes; Chimaeriformes; Callorhinchidae
Product: protocadherin Fat 1
Biological process (GO): homophilic cell-cell adhesion
Cellular component (GO): plasma membrane
Molecular function (GO): calcium ion binding
Source: RefSeq, a predicted model, not a curated record